This is a messenger RNA of Pseudomassariella vexata, 2115 nucleotides long. RefSeq names its product Hsp90 protein-domain-containing protein. Gene Ontology annotation, cellular component: protein-containing complex; cytosol; perinuclear region of cytoplasm. Lineage: Eukaryota; Fungi; Ascomycota; Sordariomycetes; Amphisphaeriales; Pseudomassariaceae. The record is from RefSeq and is a predicted model, not a curated record. The coding region runs from base 1 to 2115 and encodes 704 amino acids. Gene Ontology annotation, molecular function: ATP binding; ATP-dependent protein folding chaperone; ATP hydrolysis activity. The transcript has 2 exons. Gene Ontology annotation, biological process: protein folding; cellular response to heat; protein stabilization.
AUGUCUGAGACUUUCGAGUUCCAGGCUGAGAUUUCUCAGCUCCUCGGUCUUAUCAUCAACACCGUCUACUCCAACAAGGAGAUUUUCCUGCGAGAAUUGGUGUCCAACGCCUCUGACGCCCUUGACAAGAUUCGCUAUGAGGCCCUCUCCGACCCCAGCAAGCUUGACUCGGGUAAGGACCUGCGCAUCGACAUUAUUCCUGACAAGGUGGCCAAGACCCUUACCAUCCGUGAUACCGGUAUUGGUAUGACCAAGGCUGACCUCGUAAACAACCUCGGUACGAUUGCCCGGUCUGGCACCAAGCAGUUCAUGGAGGCCCUAACCGCUGGCGCUGAUAUUUCCAUGAUUGGUCAAUUCGGUGUUGGUUUCUACUCUGCCUACCUUGUUGCCGACCAGGUGCAAGUCAUCUCCAAGCACAACGAUGACGAACAAUAUAUUUGGGAGUCGUCUGCUGGCGGCACUUUCAGUAUUAAGGCCGACACCGAGGGCGAGCAACUUGGCCGUGGUUCCAAGAUGAUUCUGCACCUCAAGGAUGAGCAAAUGGAGUACCUGAACGAGAGCAAGAUCAAGGAGGUCAUCAAGAAGCAUUCCGAGUUCAUCUCGUACCCUAUUUACCUCCACGUCCAGAAGGAGACAGAGAAGGAGGUGCCCGAUGAGGAUGCUGAAGAGGUCGAGGAGACCGAAGGUGACGACAAGAAGCCCAAGAUCGAGGAGGUUGACGACGACGAAGAGGAGAAGGAGAAGAAGAAGAAGACAAAGAAGAUCAAGGAGACCUCCAUUGAGGAGGAGGAGCUCAACAAACAGAAGCCUAUCUGGACUCGCAAUCCUCAAGACAUUUCCCAAGAGGAGUACGCUGCCUUCUACAAGUCGCUGUCCAACGACUGGGAGGACCACCUCGGCGUCAAGCACUUCUCUGUCGAGGGUCAACUUGAGUUCCGCGCUAUCCUAUUCGUCCCCAAGCGAGCUCCCUUCGACCUGUUCGAGACCAAGAAGACGAAGAACAACAUCAAGCUCUAUGUCCGCCGUGUCUUCAUUACCGAUGAUGCUACCGAUCUCAUUCCUGAGUGGCUCAGCUUCGUCAAGGGUGUUGUCGAUUCUGAGGAUCUUCCUUUGAACUUGUCCCGUGAGACUCUACAGCAAAACAAGAUCAUGAAGGUCAUCAAGAAGAACAUCGUCAAGAAGGCCCUCGAGUUGUUCAACGAGAUCGCCGAGGAUAAGGAGCAGUUCGACAAGUUCUACAGUGCUUUCUCCAAGAACCUGAAGCUCGGUAUCCACGAGGACUCCCAGAACCGCGCGACGCUCGCCAAGCUGCUGCGCUUCAGUUCCACCAAGUCUGGUGACGAGCAGACCUCGCUCACCGAUUACGUGACCCGUAUGGCCGAGCACCAGAAGAACAUUUACUACAUCACUGGCGAGUCCCUCAAAGCCGUUCAGAAGUCACCAUUCCUAGACGCCCUCAAGGAAAAGAACUUUGAGGUUCUUUUCCUUGUCGACCCGAUUGACGAGUACGCCAUGACUCAGCUCAAGGAGUUCGAGGGCAAGAAGCUCGUUGAUAUUACCAAGGACUUCGAGCUCGAGGAGACUGAAGAGGAGAAGAAGUUGCGUGAGGCCGAGGAGAAGGAGUUUGAGGACCUUGCUAAGGCCCUGAAGAACGUCCUCGGCGAGAAGGUCGAGAAGGUUGUCGUCAGCCACAAGCUUGUUGGAUCACCUUGCGCUAUCCGAACUGGCCAAUUCGGCUGGUCUGCCAACAUGGAACGUAUCAUGAAGGCCCAGGCUCUGCGUGACACCUCGAUGAGUUCGUAUAUGAGCUCAAAGAAGACAUUCGAGAUCUCGCCCAAGUCAGCCAUCAUUAAGGAGCUGAAGAAGAAGGUCGAGACGGACGGUGAGAACGACCGCACCGUCAAGUCUAUCGUCCAACUUCUUUUCGAGACGUCGCUGCUAGUUUCUGGAUUCACGAUUGACGAGCCGGCCGGCUUUGCUGAGCGCAUUCACAAGCUCGUCUCCCUGGGCCUGAACCUGGAUGAAGAGCCCGAGGGAGAGGUUGAGGAGGUGCCGGCGACUGCCGAGACUGCAGCCGCCGAGGCCGGUGACAGUGCUAUGGAGGAGGUCGACUAA